AUGGGAAAAGAGAAGCCAGGGAUUGGUCCUGAUAGAUUGGUCCUUAAAUUUCCUUCUAAGCACCAAAAUGGGAACGAUAAUGAAAAAGGUGCUAGUGGAGAACUUGUUGGCAGGAGUUCUCCAAACAGGGACCAUUUCUAUUCUAAAAGAUUUGCCAAAUCCCCAACUGGCUUUAAGAGCAGUGAACAAUUGGGAAAAUCAAAAGUUAAUGGCGCAGAAAUGGCAAACGAAACCUUUAAUUAUCUGAGGAAAGUUGCGUCUAAUAUCUAUAUCGAGACUAAGAAACAUCGUUUUGAGAUGUUGAACAAUGGGGAUGAAAAUGCAGAUCCUAGAAAAUACGGUGAUGAUAUAUUCAUAACUGCCAAGAUGAGGUUAUCUCCUCGAGGCAUGGCUAACAACAUGAACGGGCUUGUGCAAGAAAACCAUGAAAAUCAUCCAAGUUCGUCUGGGCCAAACUUAGAGAGUCAUCUUCCCAUAGCUGGUGACAAUGCCAAUGGUUCACAGGUUCUGUGCCGCCGGAGAAGGACAUGA
Fraxinus pennsylvanica is the source of this 531-nucleotide messenger RNA. The record is from the annotation of a GenBank genome assembly. NCBI's taxonomy places the organism in Eukaryota, Viridiplantae, Streptophyta, Magnoliopsida, Lamiales, Oleaceae.